This is a messenger RNA of Enterobius vermicularis (human pinworm), 2115 nucleotides long. Lineage: Eukaryota; Metazoa; Nematoda; Chromadorea; Rhabditida; Oxyuridae. The record is from the annotation of a GenBank genome assembly.
AUGGAUAAAAUGAAAGAAGGAUUGACUCGCGGAGCUCGGCGUAUGAAAGAAAACCUACUGUCAGAGCGAAGAAAUGAGUUAGAAAGUAUUGGUCCUUUUGAACAGAAAAACCAAAAGAUGAUAAGCGCUAUUAAAGGCACUCGUCAGAAUUUACAAAGUUGCAUUCGUAGUGGUAGCAAAGACGAUUCACUUGAUAAGCGCAAGCGUCGGUUGGAUGAUUUUGGUCUUGUUCAGCAGCUUUCUUCGGAUGCCGCGGAAUUUGCAAAUGCUUUUGAAAAAAAUGAAAAACCCGUUCUUGCGGAAGUCAUGAAACAAAUUUCGGAAACGAUAGACGCAAUUGUUAUUGAAAGAGUUCUUACUGAUCAACAUAUUGAGAAGAACAUUCUUGAAGCACUUGCCAAGUACGUUGAGGAAGAUAAAGCUAUUUCGAAAAUGAGAGAUAAGAUUAAUAAGGCAGCUACUGAUGUAGAAAUUGCGAGGAAACGGAAAGAUGCGAAUCAUGACGAGUCUAAAACGCUGGAACUUCAAGAGGAUUAUGAUGAGAAACAAUCGAAGCUGGACAAUUAUAAGGCUAGUUCGUUCUUUUUUUUCUUUUUUUUUCUUAAAUUUUGGCUGGAAGACAGCAUUUUUGCUGAUAUAUACACUUUGUACUCCGAGCAGACUGAAAUUGCGACAAUGUAUUCGAAACAGCCGGUGUUUGGUUGUCACUUGGAGGAUCAUUUAAAUUUCUCAAAACGUUCGAUCGCUGUGGUUCUAGAAUUCUGUUGUACGGCUCUUUACAGACACCAUCUGAGCGAAAAGGGGCUUUUUCGUGUGAGCGGAAACCUGAGUCGCAUAAAACGGAUGAAGGCAGCUUUCGAUGCACAUGAGAUUACUGGCCCUUUCCCUGAAAAAGAGCAGAAUAUAUCGGACCCUCAUUCUCUUUGUUCUGUUCUUAAGCUUUAUCUUCGUGAACUUCCAGAGCCUCUCUUAACAGAACGCCUUUACCCAGAAUGGAUUAAAAGUCCAGAGGACCGAAUCAAAGGUGUUGCGAAAUUACUUAAAUGUUUGCCUGAAGCCAACAGACGGAAUCUUGCUUACCUCAUUCGCUUCCUUCAGCACAUGCUAAAUUUUGAAGAACAGACAAAGCAUGCAUUUUCGAUCUUUAUCGUUUUUCUGGGAAAUGUUUUUUUUUUGCUGGAUUUUAUUAUAUUAUUUUUCAGGAUGGAUAUUAAGAACCUCGUUAUUAUAUUCGGUCCGAAUUUGAUGAAUACGCGCGGUUCAGAAUCUGAAAAUAUGCUUGGUGCUAAAGUAGUUGAAACCUUACUGGGUUAUGCUGAUGCUCUUUUUGAGAAUGAUAAAUUUAAUUAUGAUUCAACGGUUACAGUAGGAGGACCACCUAGCCCUGCAGAAUUUACUGACGAGAAUCAGACUUCCACAUCGUUUCAACAUAAAGUUGAUGUUCUGAACCAGAGUAGCGUCGGGAAAUUUUCUCUCCAUCGCAGUUCACCUCAGACUCCCCCUCCUAGGUCACGCCCAAAACAACCGGCACCGCCGCCUCCGCAAAGUUCUUUAUCAAAUCAACGAGCUUUAACAGUCCUUCCUGAGACGUCCAAUCAGGAUAAUUGUGACGAAAUUCUUUCAGGGACGGAAAGUAUAUCUCACUCGCUCUGUAAGACCUCUUCUGGUACUUCCAAUGACUCUAUGAGUGAGUAUGGUACUUCUAACGUUGAAGUCACUGAUGAAUUAAGUGCUGAAAUGAGCACCACUCUUCCAACACGGCCGUCCAGACCACCUCAACCUCGUGUUGGAAAAAUUCAUAAUUCGACGGAAAGCGAUGCUUCGCAGUCAAGUAAACGGCCUGUUUCAUACGUUAAUGCUGUAACCACACAAGAAACGAUUGUUCCGCCGCCCCGUAGAACCGUUGGUAAGCAGAUUGCCAGUGUAGAUGAGAAUAAUCGGACAGUGGUGCAUCUGGGGACAGACGGCUCAAAAUCAGUGUCUGAUGCUUCAGGUCUAGCAAACAGUCAGGUUACGGGUAUGACAUCACCAACAAAUUACCCGGUCCCAAAACCUCGACUUCCUGCAAAACCAAAGCCUUUGCCAGACACAACAGACGAGUAUACAAAACUUUAG